Rhagoletis pomonella (apple maggot) is the source of this 1319-nucleotide messenger RNA. RefSeq lists its product as uncharacterized. The record is from RefSeq and is a predicted model, not a curated record. The transcript has 2 exons. Lineage: Eukaryota; Metazoa; Arthropoda; Insecta; Diptera; Tephritidae. The coding region runs from base 2 to 1105 and encodes 367 amino acids.
AAUGCCAAUGGGUAACCCUUUAUCACCUACAAUCGCAGACAUAAUCAUGGAUGACCUGCUGGAUAAAACUUUAACAGAACUAAAGGGGCUGCAUAAUAUAAAAAUCAAACUCAUAGUGAAAUAUGUGGACGACGUCUUUGCAAUUGUUAGACGAAACGACGUAGAAAUAAUUUUAAAGACUAUAAACAAGUAUCAUGAAAAGCUGCAAUUUACAAUGGAAACAGAGAGAAACCUCAGCAUACCCUUUUUAGACGUUCGUAUCCACAGAGAAAAGGAGAAAAUAUUACUUAACUGGUACUCCAAACCCAUUUCAUCGGGACGCAUAAUAAACUUCCUAUCUGCUCAACCUUUGAAAUACAAAAUCAACACCGCGAGAAAUCUUGUUACGAAAAUACCUACCAUAAGUCACCAAAGGUUUAGAGACGAAAACGUAGGGAAAAUACAUGAGAUACUCAAACGUAACAACUAUCCGAUACACAUGACUAAAAAUUUAAUUGAACAGGCACUCAUGAAAAUAAACAAGCAGCACAAUAACACUUCCGCAGUAGCAAACACUGAGACAAAACAAUUCUAUAGUGUCACAUAUGUCCCCAAAUUGACCGGCAAACUUCCCCAAACGAUAAAGAAAAACAAGCCAAACAUAACUCUAGCAUACAAGUCAAAUUGCACUUUGUCAACGAUAUUUACAAGAACAAAAAGUCCGAUUGAACCGCAACAACAAAGCAACAUUGUAUACAAAAUAAAAUGCCAAGGUAAACAAAACGAAGAGCGCAACAAAAUCUACAUAGGGACAACAAAGCGAUCACUAAGCACACGAUUAUCAGAACACGAUGCGGAUAUAAGAAAAAAGAAAAAUAACACGGCAUUAGCACAACAUAUACUAACGAGCGGUCACACAGCUGACCUAGCUAAUACAAAGAUAUUAGACAGAGAAAACAGAGAAAAAAUACGAUACACGCUAGAGAGCCUCCGCAUAAUGCAAAAAAGAGAAAGAACAGUCAACAAGAAAGAAGACACUAACGACAUUGCGGCUACUUAUUUACUGUGUUUACAAAACACAGUCAGUACGACAAGUGUACCCCAAGCAGCUGGUACCGAUGAAUAGUUUUUAAGACAAGUGUUCACUUAUUAUUGCUUAUUUCCGCCCCUGAUGAAGCUAAGAACGUUAGCGAAACGUUGGGCAUAAAGUGAAGCAGAAACCGAGAGUUUUCAUUUGCACUUGCACAUGAUAGAUCAACCAAGCCUACAAUAACAUUAAAAGUCUAUACCAAAUUGAUCAGCAUACAAAAGAAAAAAAAAGAUUUUCAUUUUUGCUGCAA